This is a messenger RNA of Aureobasidium namibiae CBS 147.97, 1797 nucleotides long. RefSeq lists its product as uncharacterized. Lineage: Eukaryota; Fungi; Ascomycota; Dothideomycetes; Dothideales; Saccotheciaceae. The transcript is spliced from 3 exons. The record is from RefSeq and is a predicted model, not a curated record. Gene Ontology annotation, molecular function: protein binding. The coding region runs from base 1 to 1797 and encodes 598 amino acids.
AUGGGCUUCUUCAAGCAUCUCCGUGCCAAAUCUCACAACAAGCACGAAAGCAGCAACAACAGUCCAAAGCGAUCUUCUCCCCUUGCUAUCCGCCCCGGACGUGACUUUGCUGCCAAGCUCCCCAAUGACAUUCUUACAAAGAUCAUGGUGCAGGUCGCGCCGCAUACCCAGGACACGACAUACGAGCCUAGUGAAAGGUCAACCGUCGGCGAGGGGUGUAUGCUGUGUGACUUGAGAGAUUUGGCCAAGGCAGGCCAAGUCUGUCGCCGCUGGUAUAACGCCGCUGCCACUGUCUUGUACAGUAGCGUUCGUAUCGAUGCCGUCCACUACUGCGAGCUCGAGGAGAUACUCGCCGAGAAAAGACAGAAAAAGACAUUCCUGAAAGCUCCCAUCGAGUCUGGCGACGUUCCCACCAUCAGACUGGCUCUCUUCAGCCGCACCGUCCGAGAAAACCCCAACCUGGGACAUGGCGUGACCAUGCUCAAGCUACCCUACAUGACACGAGAAACAGCAAAGGCCGACCUUGCCCGUACCAUAUCAGUUCUACCCAACUUGAAGUACGUCGAUCUGCCAGACGGCGCUUUCAAUGGCGAUCCCAACUGCAUGCCGCUGGUCCACGAGCUACAAGCACGCUGUCCAGAUGUCCGCAAAAUGAGCUACAGGCAAGGCUCAGAAGGCUCGUUCGAACAACUCGCUCGUCGCAACUGGCAAUCGCUGGAAAUCAUCGAGAUCUCAGGCAUUCACGUUGAGCCCAGCACUCUGCGUAUUGUCCUCGGCUCCCUACCGGCUCUGCGCGAACUCACCAUGACCGACCUCCCGUGGCUGGACGACACCAUCUUCUACCAAUCCCCCAUGCUUCCAGACUUCCCCGCUCUACACACGCUGGCCUUGGAAAACACACCCAGAAUCACCGCCGAGGGCAUGGGCAUCUACUUCGAGAAACCCCUCAACCGCAACACGCUCUACGAUCUCUCGCUGAACGGCACCGGUAUCGACCCCGUCCAUCUACACCAAUUCCUGUUCGACGCUUCCUCUCUGCACUCCCUAUCAAUCAUCGAAACCGUCUCCAAUUCUCUCGCGCUCUCACUCAACGACCUGCCACCUCUCGAGUCCAUCUCGCUCAAAAUUCUCCACUUCGAACUUACCGACUCAGAAGAUGCCCAUGGCCUACAAAAACCCGCUGCUUCAUACUAUGCAUAUCUAGCUCAGUCACUACAUGCCAAUGGUCUGCCAGCUCUUUCGCAGCUCUAUGUCCGCGAUCCCGACUUUGCUGAGAUCAUGCUCCUACCUGCACCUCCCACGCCUUUCAUGGACGGCGGCGGCAAUCAACGCCAAAGUGUCGUUGGAGCCAUGAACCCUCCUCGUGGCUUACAUCAGCCCCUUGAAGUUUUUUCCAAGGGUCUGGACGAGGUCGAAUGGGCCUUCACAGCCUACCAACCACCUCCUCCGUCGCAUGGUCGUAACGGAUCAGGAAGUACUGGACGCCCGCAAAGCGCAUAUGGUGCUGCUCGUGGUCUUGGUCCUCAAUGGGCACAAGGUGGAUUCGGUGGCGAUGCGCGCAAGAGCGUCAUUGUUGGAAACGGCUAUGGCGGCUUCCUAGCACUGCCGCAAGAAGAAUCACGACCACGAUCAUCAGCCGGCCACGAGUCUCGUAGCUGGGGCAGUAGCAGUCCUGGACAUGGAGGCGGUGCGCUCGCCGCUCUUGCUACCAUGGGCACUAGUCCUCCGCCGAAGAUUCCCGGUGCCGAAGGUGGUGGCCACAAGCGUGCUGGCAGUCGACAAGAUCUGUGGCGAUGA